This is a messenger RNA of Fundulus heteroclitus (mummichog), 4299 nucleotides long. It is a transcript of the gene ablim2, whose product is annotated as actin binding LIM protein family, member 2. Gene Ontology annotation, molecular function: actin filament binding. The transcript has 24 exons. NCBI's taxonomy places the organism in Eukaryota, Metazoa, Chordata, Actinopteri, Cyprinodontiformes, Fundulidae. The record is from RefSeq and is a predicted model, not a curated record. Gene Ontology annotation, cellular component: actin cytoskeleton. The coding region runs from base 320 to 2617 and encodes 765 amino acids. Gene Ontology annotation, biological process: lamellipodium assembly; cytoskeleton organization.
UUACUCCAGCGGAGCGGCCCCCACGGUGCACCCACACCCAGCCUGCGCCGUGCGUUGCGCGGGGAACCGGAGCAGCUCCGCAGUGGUACCCACGCAGGACAUCGUGUCCGUUGCUGCGGCUGUUUGUGGAGCUCUGAUCGGCCUCGGCAGGCAGGGAAAGCCCGGAGUCAUCCUCCUUUUCCCCCUCCUCCCCAUCAGUCUAUCCAUUCUGCUGGCUGCUCUCUGAGGCUGCUGCGGGCAUCAUCAUCCAUGUCCUGUCAGCGUGGACCGGUUUGUUUACUGAGCAUCAUCUGACUGGAGAAAACAUCUGACUGCGAUCAUGAGCAGCACUGUCUUUCAACAGCAGGCUGUCCAUUCGGCUCUGGAGCAGCAGAAGCAGAAGGUGAAGCAGGAAGGAGGCGGGUCUGUCGCUUGUCAGAACUGUGGGAAACCCUGUAAGGGGGAGGCUCUCCGAGUUCAGAACAAACACUUUCACAUAAAGUGUUUUGCCUGCAAACUAUGUGGCUGUGAACUUGCUCAAGGAGGCUUCUUUGUGCGCCAGGGUGAAUACAUCUGUACGCUGGACUACCAGCGGCUGUACGGGACCCGCUGCUUCAGCUGCCAGGACUUCAUUGAGGGGGAGGUGGUGUCGGCGCUGGGGAAGACCUACCAUCCUCGCUGCUUUGUCUGCGCCUCAUGCAAACAGCCAUUCCCAGCUGGUGACAGAGUGACAUUUAAUGGAAAGGAGUGUAUCUGCCAGAAGUGUACCCAACCUCUGCCUGCCAACAGUCCUGCACCCAUCCAGGCUGUCCACAACUGCUGCGGCUGUGAGAAGGAGUUCAAGAAUGAACAGUCUCUUGUUGCUCUGGACAAGCAUUGGCACCUGGGCUGCUUCAAGUGUAAAGUCUGCAACAAGGUGCUCAAUGCAGAGUACAUCAGCAAGGAUGGGAUCCCCUACUGUGAGAUGGAUUACCAUGCCAUGUUUGGCAUCCAGUGUGAGAGCUGUAAGAAGUACAUCACUGGGAAAGUUCUGGAGGCUGGAGAGAAGCAUUACCACCCCACAUGUGCCCGCUGUGCCCGCUGUGAGCAGAUGUUUGGAGAAGGAGAAGAAAUGUAUCUGCAGGGAUCUUCUAUCUGGCAUCCCCCAUGCAGACAAGCAGCCAAGCAAGAGGAGAAGAGCAAGCCCGGUGAUCUAUCUCCUUAUCAUGACACCUCUUCUCAGAAGCAGGUCCGGAUACAGCUCAGUGAUGGCUCUAAUGAUCAGGUCUGUGCCCCUGUGACCAGGACCUCCUCUGAGAGCAUCACUUCAGUUCCUGCAUCCAGUGCCUCCGGGUCGCCCAGCAGAGUCAUCUAUGCCAAACUGGGAGAGGAGACGCUGGACUACAAGGACCUGGCAGCACUUCCAAAGACCAAGGCCAUCUAUAACAUCGACAGGCCUGACAUGCUUUCCUACUCUCCUUAUGUCAGCUACCCGUCUGAGGAGAGGCACUAUGGAGAGUCCCCCCAGCUGCUUUCUCCUACGCCUACUGAGGGUGAUGGGGAGAAGUCCCCCCGUCAGCGGAGGCCCUCCAGCCCCAGCUCCAACAGCUCUCUGGGGGGAUACGGUCGGUACACCCCGUCCCGUUCUCCUCAGAACUACAGCAGAGCAGGACCAGGGGUACACAUGGGUGGUAAAUACAGCAGCCUGCCCCGUGACUCCAGUUCUCUCCCCUCACCUAUACCCCACCUGGGUGGUGUUAAGAGCCCCGCCACCUCGGCAAGGAAUACAUCCUCCUUCCCUGCACACUAUUGCAGGGCUGAAGGGAGCAGUAGUGCUGUGGGCCUUGGCAAGUACUCCCCCAUACCAGCAGGUGGCAGUGCAAGCUUGUCUUUACAGCUGAACCCCACCACCCUGGCAAUGCUUCAGCAGCACAACUACGUCCCUUAUUUCAGAGGGUUCAAACAGGACCCCCAACCCGGUCCUAAGCCUAGGACAUCCCUGCACCUCAAUUUACCACCUCCUAACGGUAGUGAAAGCGGUCGGAGUACCCCCAGCUUGUCCACCUACUCUGAUGGCAAAUCCCCCUCAUCUACUUCAACAUACGUGGCUGCUCCCCGGCAUUUCCACAUACCAGAGACUAUGGUCAAAGAUAAUAUCUAUAGAAAACCCCCCAUCUACAGACAGCAUGCUUCUAGAACAUCCUGGCAGGAUGGGGAUGAUAUCAAGAGAACGAGUUGGAUGAUCUUGAAAAGUGAGAUUGAUGGCCACAUGGCUCCAGACGACCUGGAUCCCUGUAAAUCCACCUGCAGUCUCCCUACUGACAGAUCCCAGCCAAAUUUCCCCUACAAUAAGUCUGCGUCAUUACCUGGUUAUGGAAGGAAUGGCAUCUAUAAGGCUGCUGAUAUGGUGGAGGAUGAAGUGGACCCAGACUCCCAGAGCUGGGGAGGAAUGAGAGAGUACAAGAUCUACCCCUAUGAGAUGCUGGCAGUGACACAUAAAGUGAAAGUGAAGCUUCCCAGAGAUGUAGAUCGCACCAGACUGGAGAGACAUUUAUCUCCGGACGAGUUUCAGCAGGUCUUCGGAAUGACGCUGGAACAGUUUGACCGCUUGGCUCUGUGGAAGAGGAACGACAUGAAGAAGAAGGCCCGUCUGUUCUAGAUCAUAAUCAAAAUAAUCGCUGCGAUGUCUCCACUACAAUCUACAAGGAAGCAGAAAAUUACGCCUGAAAUAUCUGUAUGCACCUCUUGGAUAUCAGAACCUUCCGCCUGUAAAUCUCCAUGUCAUCUGCCUGUGGAGCUGUAUAGGGACCCUCCCACACCCCCCUGUCUGGGGAUGUUCUCGCGUCAUUGAGGCAGUAUAGUAUGUGUAGCUUUUUGUAUGCAGUUUGGUGAGAAUGUUUGAUUGAAAAACCCACAGAGGAGGUAGAGGAGUUGUGUUUGCAUGGUCUGUGUUUUUCCUCCUCGCCUCCUGUGGGGUUCUGCACCCCCACCCCACCCCUCCCAAUGCUUCCGUAAAUCCUAACAAAAAAAAUCAAGAACUAGAGCAGACCUUCCACCGGGUUCUCUGUGGUUCUGGUUGUCUUCCCUUGUUGUUUCCGUCUCUCUUUUCAGAUCCUAUCUCCUCUUACUCCAACAUGUUUUUGCUACGCUGCCUUUUUCUGCGUAGCUUUGUCCUCUGCCCGUCCUAACCCACUGUUACAUUGCCAAGCAAGUCGAUUUGUUUUACACCAUCGCCAUUACCUUUAGGCUUAGAAGACUGUAGCAUUGUACAUAUUAACUGCUUGAGCACGUCAAGGCCAAAGACUGGGUUAAAAACUGGAUCUACUCCAAUGUUGAACUUCUUCAGGAACUGAUGGAAAAAGCAUCGGAACACAGGCUUCUGUUUUUUAUUUUUUUUAUUUUUUUUUACCUCAUCUUGUUUUCAAUCAGAGAGCUUGAUUACAUCCGAUGCAUGCCCAGAAUAUUUCCAAUGUUGUUUCAUAUCUUUCAAACCCAUGAAUCAACAAAGACAGGCAUGGAGUGGGUGGCAACCCCAACACGUGAGUCAGGGAAAAGGUCAGAGAAGCAGCAUCUGCAGAGUGACAUGAACUGGCAAAAUAUUUUUAUAAGCUAUUUUUGGAAAAGUCACAAGGUGGAGUUGGAGUCAAUUUCCAGAGUGUUUCUAGCCAUGCUCCCAUUGCCUAUGCAGUCACACUUCUGCAAUUCAAGUGAGGUCUGGCUGGAUUUCAAACCCAAGCCUCUGGCAUUGUUUUGUGUCUUUAGCUCGUUUUACCUCCUUACUGUUUGGGGGAAUUCCUGCAUACGGUCAAACUUAGACGUUUCUAACGGAUCCCAUCGGCUUUGCUUUAUUUUACCGGACCAUGAACUGAUAUCAUCACGAUCAGAUACAGGAUGUAUGUUUAAAUAUACUGGACAUUUACCAGAUUUAUCUGUCUGUACUCAAGCCUUGGUGUAUCUUUGAGCAUGCAUGAGGAUGGGAAGAUGGGCUUUCUCUGCUGACCUCAUAUUAGAAAUGUAUGAAAACAUCGUCAUCAAUGUUGUUUGAAUGAUUGGUUAUUUUAUAGUUAUAUGAAAUGCCUGAAUUUGCUGCUUACUUUUGCUCGUGUAAGGUAUUUAUUUAAAGCCAACAUUAUGGAAAUGGUUCUAUUCUGACAUUAUUAGGGUGUAGUGUCAAUUGCAUAAGCAUCACACAAUAGAGUUGAUGAAGAGAGACAUAUCACGUUUUGAGUUUAAUCUGAGUGUCAGAUCAAAUGUUUCUCCUGUAAGAAGCAUACUAACUCCUGUCUUUAUCUUUAUGUUGAGUUUCUAAUAUCCAUCUGCUAUUAAAGUGCUUUAACCUGA